AUGCGCGCCGCGAGGUACCGUCGCGCGCGUCGACGCGUCGACGACCGGGACAGCGGCCGCGGCCGUGGUGUCGUCGCGCUGUGCGCGGUCGUCGUCGCGCUCGCGCGGGUGAGAACGAGCGGUGGUGAAGCGAUAUGGGGGUUAGAGACCGUGUACGAUGGUUUGGGGUAUAAUCCAGAGUUCCCGACGCAGGUUUGCGGCCCGUCCAAGGAUGGGAACUCUUUUCGCGCCGCGGGUUGCAAACCGGCGAUUACAGAGAAGGAUUCGUACGGCACCGCGGGUGAUCCGGGAUUUAGUUUCGCGAGGUACGCGUAUAAAGGAAAAUCAUACGGGCCACCAUAUAAUAAUGUAGCGGACGUGGCGGCGUGUACGUACUCGUUGACGUACGCCGCGGCGGAGGCGGCGGGCCUGGAGCACUGCUUUUACGCUCCGUACACGGGUGGCGUGCCGACGACGACGGUGCAGAAGACGACGACGAACUUGGGAUACUCCACUCUAGGUUGGCGUCUACCCUUGGCUGAAUGGCGAGAUAAGUUGCCGGAUUACGUGGUGGAACGAUACGAAUUACCGCCGCUUCGGUUGGGCUUCGAGGAGGGGACGUUUUGGCCGAAUUGGAAGCUACUCUCGAGCGGUUUGCCAAACUUUGCCGUGACGAAGACAUGUUUUCUUGAAGCGCACAGCGGAGACUAUCAGCUGUGUAGCGCCUAUCCGACGGAGCGUCGCGAAGAUAUUCACGGCGUCCUUCAAGUGCAAAGCAUCUCAUUCGCACUCGGGCGUGGGAGCUUGUUCUUUGAGGCAAACGGCGGAGAUAAAAACGUCCCAGACAUACCUCAAGACCCGUAUCCCAUAGCUUCGCACGGGAAAGGUGCGCUUGGAGUUGCGUUAACGAGGAUUAGCGAUGGGUAUCGAGUGCUGACAAAACCUGUGCGCGCGAGAAGAUAUUGGGAAACCUUACGUUGGGAGGAGUCUUUACUCGCACAGUAUUACGGGGAGGUUUUUAGGUUGGAGAUUUUCGAUUAUCGUUCGGGUUCGUUCGGUUGGCUCGCGGUGGAUUCUUUCGUAAUUCCGCAGGCGCCUGUUAUCAUCACGGAGGUGACUCCAUCGAUUGGACCUCGAGUCGGUGGCACGAGAAUCACUAUCAGCGGGCAAAACUUUGGAAGUUCCGUUGACGACAAAACCGUGUUCAUCGGCGAUAAAGAAUGCAUCGACUUACGCAUGAGUUAUUCUCGUUGUUCGUCCGAUACCACCGUUUGUGCUGGUGCGUUGAGCUGUACUACACCAGCAGGUUCCGGGGUAGGUCUCACAGUAGCGGUGGUGAUUGGAGACCCAACCGUCGUCCGCAUCGCAGGGCCGCGAGGUGGGUUCCAAGCGGGUUUUUGCGGCGAUGAAUCGACCGAGCAUCCCUUCUCCGAAUGUGCAAUAGAUGCAAUCGAUGCUGUCGCUGGAGCGCGAAAGCGUGGCUUUACUUACGCUGAUCCUCCGACGGUGACAAGUACGCCAGUCACGAGUGCGAUCCAAGACAUUCAGUACGAGUACACGCUCAUUGCUACGGACCCAGACGAGAACGACUUAUUGACGUAUACGGCAAUUACGUUACCAACGUUUUUGCAGUUUGAUCCAACGACUCGUCUACUUACUGGCGUGCCAUUACGGUCAGAUGUACAAUGUAGGAGCAACAAUUGGCACCCAGCUUCUGAGCGCUGCGCGUUGGGAGCAACGUAUCAAGUUGAGUUUGAGAUCUCGGACUCAAUAUACAGAGUUCAGCACAACUUUGAAGUGAAAGUGACGACGAAUGAGACCUCACUUCUUGUUGAUAAGUCCUUUCACUGGGAAAACGCGUUACAAAUCUUUGAAAAAUACGAAGCCGUCGUUGCUUUGGGGUCGGUUACAGAAUCGCUCAAAGCCUUGGAAAAUAGGAACGUGACGAGUCCGACAGAAAUCGUUGGCUUCAAUUAUAGAAAUCCUUUGAAUGAUGAGGAUAAAACGAUCCGUAAUGCCCUCAUCGCUAUUGCAGAGAAGCCGAAUAUCGAUGAAGUCGACGUCGAUGCGGCCAUUCAGUGGCUGCAAACGAACAACUCUGACGCCGUAAACCUUGAUAUGAUCCAGGCGCUCAAAGAGCAAGUUGCGGUACAGAAGCGAGGAGACGUAUCCAGCGGUGCUUCGGCACCAGCGUUGCAAGGCGUCAGCUGGAAAGGCUGGUUAAAUUAUUUUAAAAAACUAGGAACGUCGCUCGGCGCUGGAUCUGCCGUUUACACAAAUGUUGCUGGGCUCCCCGUUCCAGCCGGCGCAACGAAAAUGCUUACGCGGGAGAAGAUAAUUGUCAUCAAACUAUCGACUCCUUGCAACUCGACCGCGUUGAACACGGACAGAUAUAUUCCAUCAUGUGACGCGGUUGUGGGUAUGUCAUCACAGCACGAGGUCUGGCUCGGAUUCAGUGACUACGGAACAACGUUGGAGGAUGUCAUCGUGUUCCCCGAGGAUUUUGAGUUUGCGGAUCUUGUUACGUCGGCCGUCUUUACACAAGACGUUCCAGGUUUUCUCGGUCAAUUAACUAGACGAAUGGUGGCGCAAUCAGCAAAGCUACAGGAAAUCGCAACAUUGGGCGAAACACACCUUGUAUGGUUCGAUACAUCCACGUCUAUGCUAACCGUGAACAUGACCAUCAAGUCUUCACCGGUGAAAGCAGUCAUGCAACUUGCAACUUCGUAUCCUUAUCCCGAACCUGGAAAGUAUGGAUUACCCGAGAUUAGCGUUGUGAGCUGCGAUAACGUGGCGUACGACUAUGAAAACGCGCUCAUUUCAUUCAGCAAUACCAUGACGAGAACUGGUGGAUCUUUGACCAGUCGUCUCGCAGCGUUGGCGAACGAUGUCUCAACAUUUGCGUCACGGUGCAAAAAUUUAUGCAACGGUCAGGGUCUGUGCCAAGAUUCGCAACUGCCACCCGUUUGUCAGUGUUAUCAGGACUACUUCGGCGAUGAUUGCUCGCAAGUAACGUGUCCGAAUGAUUGCAGUAAUAAUGGCGCCUGCGAUUCGAGGCAAGUAUGUACGCACUUCCCGGAAAGCGGCGAAACAGACUGCUCCGGUGGAACUGGAAAGUGUGCGUGUAAUUACCCUUACUUUGGCAAGGAUUGCUCGUUAAAAACAUGUGCGAAGAAUUUCAUCGUUUUUGAAGGUAAUUCGACGCACAAGCUCGACGUCACGGCCGGAACGCAACCUAUCAAGGACAAAUACACCGCGCUCGGUCUCGAUGUGUAUGACGUGAAGAUUAGCGAAACCAAUGGUGACCAACCUGCAGCUUGGGCAAUUCAAGGAGACGAGCUUAGCUUGGCGCAUCUUGUUGGAUCGGCUUACGUGGAAUUUACCAGCUCUGAAGACGGAGAAACGGCGAGAUCACUGGAGCCAUUUUACGUUGACUCUAUCCCCAGUCGUGGCGUCGCAAUCGAGGCACAAUAUUUUGCGCAGGAGUACCGCACUUUCGUAAAGCGUGAGCAACAGCUACUAGAUUUGUUCGGCAAAAGCUCAUCAGAGUGCAACGCCGCCGGUGCUUGUGCCUUUGAAACCGGUACGUGCUUCUGUGCGACGCAGUAUUAUGGGGCCGGUUGUGAAUUUCAGUACUGCGCAAAUGAUUGUGCAGGUCACGGUACGUGCAAUAAGCUUACCGGUGUGUGUACGUGCGAAACACACUACGUGACAGAUGAAACAUAUGGAUGCGCUUUGAAGGACUAUAGUUUGAUUUCAACCACGUGCACUGACGAAGCACUUGAUAGAGAGGUUGAUGACGCUGAUCUGCGCGUGCGUCCAUUACACGCAUCAUGUCUCUUUGGUACAAGAUUGGGUAGCCCUGUGACUGGCACGACGACGACUUAUAUCACUGACUUACAAGGUAAUGUGUGUUUGGAUUGCUCUGGUUAUACUCUAGAGUCGAACUCCAGGAUUUAUUUUUACGAAGACGAACCAUGCACUUCGUCUGCUGGGAACCGCGAAGACUUUUGCGACAACACGAAAGAGUCCUACGACACCAUCGUUCGCGGCAUUGGCAUGAUACCCGCUGGAGACAGUGGGUCGACUCUUUCAUUCAACCUCGCCGCCAUGCGUACAUCGGAUAUUCAGUUUUCUAUUUUCAAGGCAAAGGCGGGGAUCGUAAGAGAGCAUUUAGCUGACAUCGAUGCGGGCGGUUGUGGUGCAUGUACGGACGAUAAUCCCCAGUGCGGCGCCAUAUUCACUAUCGCCGUCGAUGGUGUUACCGUAUGGACUUCGUUGGUGAACAACAAGUACUCCGAGAUCAACAUCGAUAUCAGCGCUGCCAGUACCAUGACACUCUCCACAGCAAAGUACACCCCGCCGUAUUGGCGUUCCAACGUCUUGCCUGGUCUCGCAGGACAAGACGCACCUGCCGUUUGGUGCGAUGGCGCCGCUUGGGCGGACGCAGAGUUCUAUUAGCUUUUAGCCGAGUAUUCACACGAAUGCCA
Ostreococcus lucimarinus CCE9901 is the source of this 4469-nucleotide messenger RNA. RefSeq lists its product with no specific name. Bases 1 to 4440 code for a protein of 1479 amino acids. The transcript has a single exon. Gene Ontology annotation, cellular component: membrane; neuron projection. Gene Ontology annotation, molecular function: protein heterodimerization activity; protein homodimerization activity; cell adhesion molecule binding. The record is from RefSeq and is a predicted model, not a curated record. NCBI's taxonomy places the organism in Eukaryota, Viridiplantae, Chlorophyta, Mamiellophyceae, Mamiellales, Bathycoccaceae. Gene Ontology annotation, biological process: heterophilic cell-cell adhesion; neuron development.